CACUGGGGGCGGAGCCGGGCAGAACGGGGCGGGACCACCCUCGUGAGGCCCAGGCCGCUGGGCCAGAGUGAGCUUUCCCUCUGCCGCUGCUGGAGUCGCCGCUUUAGUCUGCGCCGCCGCCAUGCCGCCGUACACCAUCGUCUACUUUCCUGUUCGAGGGCGCUGCGAGGCCAUGCGCAUGCUGCUGGCCGACCAGGGCCAGAGCUGGAAGGAGGAGGUGGUCACCAAGGACUCCUGGCUGCAGGGCUCCCUCAAGGCCUCCUGUCUGUACGGGCAGCUCCCCAAGUUCCAGGACGGAGACCUGACCCUGUACCAGUCCAACGCCAUCCUGCGCCACCUGGGCCGCUCCCUCGGACUGUACGGGAAGGACCAGCGGGAGGCGGCCCUGGCGGACGUGGUGAAUGACGGCGUGGAGGAACUCCGCUGCAAAUACGUCACCCUCAUCUACACCAACUACGAGGCGGGCAAGGACGACUACGUGAAGGAGCUGCCGGGGCGCCUGAAGCCUUUCGAGACCCUGCUCUCCCAGAACCGGGGCGGCCAGGCCUUCAUCGUGGGUGACCAGAUCUCCUUCGCGGACUACAACCUGCUGGACUUACUGCUGAACCACCAGGUCCUGGCCCCCGGCUGCCUGGACUCCCUGCCCCUGCUCUCGGCCUACGUGGCUCGCCUCAGCGCCCGGCCCAAGCUCAAGGCCUUCCUGGACUCCCCCGAGCACGUGAACCGCCCCAUCAACGGCAACGGGAAGCAGUGAGGGCCUUGGGCCGCGCUGAGCAGGAGGCGUGGGCUGCCCGCCUCCCCCCUGCCCCAGAACCAAUAAAAUUUCCCAGAGGAAA
This is a messenger RNA of Phyllostomus hastatus (greater spear-nosed bat), 836 nucleotides long. Its product is annotated as glutathione S-transferase P. Bases 122 to 754 code for a protein of 210 amino acids. Gene Ontology annotation, cellular component: cytosol. The transcript is spliced from 7 exons. Gene Ontology annotation, molecular function: glutathione transferase activity. The record is from RefSeq and is a predicted model, not a curated record. Gene Ontology annotation, biological process: glutathione metabolic process. NCBI's taxonomy places the organism in Eukaryota, Metazoa, Chordata, Mammalia, Chiroptera, Phyllostomidae.